GAGUACUAACAUACUCCUUGCUAGAAAAUGGCCUCCCUCUCUUCGCUCUUGCUUGCGUCGGUUUUCCUCCUUGCUGGCUCAGCCUUCUUCUACCGCUACGAUACAGGCAGCGGCAACAAGACUAGCGCCACAACCACCACACACCUCCACUUUUACAUGCACGACGACUACACUGGACCACGCCCCACCGCGAUGCGCGUCGUGUCCGGGCGGGCUAUAUCCACCGGCGACGACGCCACAGCGCUGAAGACGGCGCCGCGGCAGUUCGGCGACAUCGUGGUGCUCAACAACGCGCUGACGGUGGGGCCCAGCGGCGGCAGCGCGCGGGUGGGCACGGCGCAGGGCUGGGCCGUCCGCGUGUCGGAGGGCGGCAUCGUAUCGGACCUGACGCUGCACCUGGUCCUCGAGGCCGGCGAGCACCGCGGCAGCUCGCUGACGGCGAGGGGCCGCAUCGACAUGGACGCGACGGUGCGGGAGUCGGUCCUCAUCGGCGGAACCGGCCGGUUCCGGUACGCGCGGGGCUACAUGCUCACCAAGAACUACGACUACAGCCUCGCCACCGGCGGCGUCGUCGAGAUCGACGUCUACGUGCAGGACGACUAGCUUGGCGCGUCGCCCGUCACCGUCAGCGCGAUUUGACGGGUUACUUGUAAUUGCUUGUAUAUUUUUCACUGCCUUCGUAUUUGACGCCGCAUGCCCGCGUGGCCUCAUGUGCUACAGUAAUCACGUUGCUACUUUUUCCGUUGCUA
Triticum dicoccoides is the source of this 749-nucleotide messenger RNA. RefSeq names its product dirigent protein 1-like. The transcript has a single exon. NCBI's taxonomy places the organism in Eukaryota, Viridiplantae, Streptophyta, Magnoliopsida, Poales, Poaceae. The coding region runs from base 28 to 603 and encodes 191 amino acids. The record is from RefSeq and is a predicted model, not a curated record.